Molecule: messenger RNA, 750 nt
Organism: Macrosiphum euphorbiae (potato aphid)
Lineage: Eukaryota; Metazoa; Arthropoda; Insecta; Hemiptera; Aphididae
Source: the annotation of a GenBank genome assembly
AUGAGUUCUGAACAAGUAGUGACAGCUUCUUCAAUAUGGCCCAUUUAUUUAAAGCUUAAAGAAUCUAUACUUAAAAACAACAGUAACCCAAGAUAUACAUGUGAUCUUACGCAAGGUGAAGAUCAUGGUAAUUAUGGUAAUACCGAAGAUCUUUUUCAAACUUCAUCUCAAUGUACACUGUCAACUGGUGAAAUAACCUCUUACCUCAAUACUAAUGAAGUUGAUGCUAACAACAGUGAUGAAGACAACUAUGCAGGUGUCAGUAGUGAUACCUCCUCUGACACAAUUAAUCAAGCAAGACAAAUGUUACAAAAAAUAAGUUUUCUAGAUCCAAGGUACAGAAGUCAUUACAUUGAAUCACCUCAAAAAGAUUUAAUUAUAAGUUUAAUUAAACAAGAAAUGGACGACAUUGGACACCAAGCAGAAGUUGAUGAGCACUACAAAAACACAAACACUAGCGGAUUGGCUGCAUUUUUGGGAAACCUUUCAAGUAUACAUGUUGAAACAAAUACAGUACAAGAUUUGAAUCAAAAAGAACUUGAAAAAUAUUUAUCAUUGCCAAGUUCCGAAUUUCCCACGGUGGUAAAGUUGGCUACAAAGUACUUGUGUAUACAAGGCACAAGUGUGCCAAGCGAACGAAUUUUUAGUUGUGCUGGCAAUGUCAUUACUGAUCACCGAUCCUCACUGUCUCUAGACCAUGCUGAAGAGCUAAUUUUUUUAUCCAUGAAUGCUAAGUUUGUUUCCAAGUGA